Hymenoscyphus albidus is the source of this 663-nucleotide messenger RNA. NCBI's taxonomy places the organism in Eukaryota, Fungi, Ascomycota, Leotiomycetes, Helotiales, Helotiaceae. The record is from the annotation of a GenBank genome assembly.
AUGGUAGCGAAUGGUGAUGAGGCAGGAGACGAAGAAGAUGAAACGGGACACGGAAAGAAGAUUUUGGGGACAGCCUUGGAACCCCUGCCACACUCUUCUCCGUCUGGGACCCCGUUUUCCAUACCCACACAGGUUGGUUCGGCCAGAGAUGCGAUGCAAUGCACUGCGCUGCUGCACCGCACUGCAUAUCGGAGUGUACAGUCAUUUUACACUCGUGAAAAUGUCAACACGAUUCAUCCGUCAUGGCGAUGCUGAAUCGUCGAGAUGUGCAGGCCGGAAUGUCCGGAAGACUCCAUCAAGAUUGAUGAGCGGGAAGAUUGCACGACAGUCUUUUGCCCAAGUACGGAAUCCAUUUAUCUCGCCGAGGACGAUGUAGAAUUGGGACGUGGACGUGGACGUGAUGCUAGAGAGUUUGAGAAAAAGCUCCGAUACGUGCAGUGCAGUUCGACCGCAGGCUCAGGCUCAGGCUCAGGCUCAGGCUCAGGCUCACUGGCUCAGGCUCAGCCCGUCCUGGCCGUCCAAUUUCAGCCUGUGCAUGGUGCUGAUCAGUGUAAAGCAGCAUCAAGGAGUAACGAGAGUCAGGGCAGCUGUAAACAGCACCUUUGGUCCUUUGCAAGUGCAGCUUACGGAUACCCCAGGGCAGAUGAAGUCUGGCACGCAUGA